AUGACUGUGAAACAAUAUGCACAGUCAAUCAACCAAAUGGCACAGCAAGAAACCGGGUGGAAAUUCAGUGCCCUGAAUGCUUCAUCCGACCAGCUGGAGGAUUUCAAGCUCGAACAUAUGGCGAGAGACAUGCAAAGUCUUGCACCAGAGUUGUGGGGGAUGCUGGGUGAUGUUCUGUCUGCUAGUGGACAGACAACAGAGGUCAUAUGUGAUGACGCAGAUGAUGAAGAAUACUGGAGGGAGGAUGAUAGUAAUGUUGAAGUGCAAAAUGAAGGAACCACACACUCACGGGAGAACAUUAAGGCCAAGCGUCGUGGAGCAAUUGUCAAAAUUAAAAAAGUUGUCCUCAUGAGUAUUAUGCUGCAAAGUUCGAAUCAAAAAUGCAAUGCACUGCAAAGUAUAUACGGGAUUUUCUUGCAUUCAUGCAACACACCACAACGAGUCAUUCACAUGCUCGCACGAAUGGGCAUCUCAACAUGCCCCGCUACAAUUCUCAAUGCAAUCCGAUCGUUGUCGCAUGAGAGCAUCACACACAUACAGGCGAUGAGCCAGACGUUGCUCGUUGGAUACGUAUAUGACAACUUCGAUGUUGAUUUCAAGACAUCAGCGCCCUUCAAUACCUGA
Messenger RNA from Suillus paluster, 624 nucleotides. RefSeq lists its product as uncharacterized. The transcript is spliced from 2 exons. The record is from RefSeq and is a predicted model, not a curated record. The coding region runs from base 1 to 624 and encodes 207 amino acids. NCBI's taxonomy places the organism in Eukaryota, Fungi, Basidiomycota, Agaricomycetes, Boletales, Suillaceae.